Leptosia nina is the source of this 309-nucleotide messenger RNA. The record is from the annotation of a GenBank genome assembly. NCBI's taxonomy places the organism in Eukaryota, Metazoa, Arthropoda, Insecta, Lepidoptera, Pieridae.
AUGGUCUGGGAGCCAGAUAGUGCUGAGAUAGCGCAGCAGCACGAAGCCCUUAGGUCAGCGGCGGAUCGUCCCGGAAAGGUUAGAGAAAGUCGCGCAUCUCUUUGUGGGCCAGUUCUCGCGCUACCCGUCGUGGGAGCAAAUCACGGCGACACGACGUCCAUUGUUGUUCGCUCUUUGACCAGCAAACUAAACAUUACCGACCAGACAUAUCGGACGGAGAAAGUUGUGAACAACGCAGCCAUAGUGUUUACAUCCAUUGAUAUGGAGGGGUCUCUACAAAAAGAGGGCAAACCUCAUAGUUCUCAUUAG